Molecule: messenger RNA, 1263 nt
Organism: Dermacentor albipictus
Lineage: Eukaryota; Metazoa; Arthropoda; Arachnida; Ixodida; Ixodidae
Source: RefSeq, a predicted model, not a curated record
UAUCAUCAUCACCGUCAUCGUCAACUAAGCGAAAGAAGGAAGACGUCAACGCGGUGCCCUGAUGGAUUCGCCACGCCCGGCACAUUACAGUUUUUCUGCGUCGCAGCUCUCUUCCGCUGUUAAUGCAACAACGAGCACGGUUUACCUGGCCUCCUCGCCAUCUUCGAGCUGCUCGGUCAACCUCAGCGACGUCGACGACAGCACGUUCUACGGCUCCACGCAUGCAUCGCAGCCGUUCCCCGCUAACGCGCGCGUCCCGUCCGAAACCUCGACGGAGCGUCGCAGCUGCGCCAGUUCAGCUGGAAGCAGCCGCAAGCGGGACGACGAAGCGUAUCUGACGUACUUCGACGUGGGCAGCGAGUCGACGCGACGAUGGCGCGAUGUGCUGCCCGGCGGUCGGGCGGCCAAUCUGAUCUGCAUCUCGGUCCUGGCCGUCGUGUGCUGCGUCUUGGCAUCAAGACUCUUACUAGAGAAGGUGUCCGCGCUCCGACUAGCCGACGCCAUCGUUACGCUGGACUCGAUUAACGAAACGAAGACCGUGCUCGUGCGUGGGGUGCCCGUUGAAGGGAGCCGAUUGACAACCUGGACUUCGCCAUCCCUUGUUCGAAAUAGUAACGCGUCGAGACAAACAGGCGGGCUGAGGACGAAGGAAGGUGUUGCCAACAUCGGCGGAGCGUCAGAAAAGCGCAACAGAGGUCCGGCUUUCCGGCGUUACCACCCCGUCACGCGACCGAAGAAGAUGCCAGAGCAGCACCUGAGUAACACCAGCGUAGUACCAUCGUCACCGGUAGGUGGAGCUUCAGCACGAAUCAGGCCUGCUCCACAUACGACCAAAUUCGAUGAUAACCCGACUUAUGAUCUGAACAUUAUACGACCGUCACCACAGACCACCGUGAGUGCAUGGCUGAAGGGGAGAAGAUCGGCAACGACGCGGCACACUUCUUACACCGUCUACAUCAAGACCGACAAACCAACAUCGCUGCCAUCAACCCUCCCUCGAGCAGAGAGAAGGUCGAUUCUUCAGAACGGCACCGUAACCUCAUCUGUGCAGAGUCUGCCGCAGCAUUUAGCAAUCGCUGGCAGGUCUCUACUGCGAGCCGAUUUUUAUUGAAAACGUACUAGUCCGAAAAAAGCAUUAAUUAGAACUAUACAACGUGUACAACCUCUCGAAAACAUGUUACUGCCCCGCUUUGGAAGACCAAUAGUUACAAAUUAACCUAGUACGAACUGCAACAAUAAACUUGCUAUAAUCACUUCAUGAAA